Molecule: messenger RNA, 2573 nt
Organism: Cynoglossus semilaevis (tongue sole)
Lineage: Eukaryota; Metazoa; Chordata; Actinopteri; Pleuronectiformes; Cynoglossidae
Gene: pip5k1ba
Product: phosphatidylinositol-4-phosphate 5-kinase, type I, beta a
Exons: 16
Coding region: 930-2447 (505 amino acids)
Biological process (GO): phosphatidylinositol phosphate biosynthetic process
Cellular component (GO): plasma membrane
Molecular function (GO): 1-phosphatidylinositol-4-phosphate 5-kinase activity
Source: RefSeq, a predicted model, not a curated record
UGCCCACUCCUGGUCUAGUCACUAACUACAAGACCUUUGUUUUAGUGUGAUCUUCAAGGACACAAAGGCUGUAAAUAACGUGUUUUCAGUCACGCAUCAAUGACACUCAGUUCUACAUAUCUCUACUGCCACCUCUUCCAUCUCGCCGGUCAAGUUACAAAUCCCUCAGUGCCACAAAGUACCUCAUCCAGCCAUACAACACAACUGAGAAAUCCUAGUUUCAGACUUUGGGCCCACAGAACUCUGGAACUCACUGCACACUGAAAGAACUGGAGAACUGUAGAUCAUAUCUGAUGGCCUCACACUGAAGUCCUGACGGGCGACUGGUAGGCAGCCUGUCCCCUCUGGUGUUCCCAAACAAACCUCAACAAACAGCCUGAUCUCUGGCCCAGUUAUGAAAAAAGAAAAAAAAGAGAGGCAUGUGCAGAGAGUUAAAGAGAGGAUGGUUUGAAGCUGUAUAAAAAACUGAAACGACAAAACAGGAAAAUGGCACAGCUACAGACAGGAAACAGGAAGUGGAGCAAAUGAGGGCAGUUUUUUGAGAAAACAAAAGUAAAGGUAACUGCCCCGGAGGAAUGAAACUGGAUGGUCUGAGAGCUGCAACGGUUCUCGCUACAGUAGAGUAAUUUCCCAGCAGUUACAAGAAAUGCAACCGAGUCUGAUUCAGCCUGCGGAAAAGGACAAGUGGUACCUUUUCGUGUGAUAUCAGAACACAGAAGGGUCAGACAGAUAGAAACACACAUCGUGACCGCAUGAUCGUAGUCUCUCUGUGGCUGCGUCUCCCCGUGACCAUGUUCCUUCAGGACACUCAGGGCUGGACCUUGCAGUUGUACUUGGUCAUUCGUUACUGAGGAGGAGGAAGAGGAAGAAGAAGAGGGGGAAGAGCAGUGUAAAAGGAACUGAACGUUUGGCAGAACUUCCCUCAAUUCAUGACCCAAAGAAUGUCGACUUCCACGGGCAAACGUUCAGAAAGAGGAAUUAAACCAUCGAAAGCUCAAAAUAAAGACCACAAAAAGCCCACAGCAGGCGCCCUGAAAGGAGCCAUCCAGCUGGGAAUCGGCUACGCUGUGGGAAACCUGAGCUCCAAACCAGACAGAGAUGUUCUCAUGCAGGACUUCUCUGUGGUAGAGACGGUCUUCCUGCCCAGUGAUGGCAGCAACCUGACUCCUGCACAUCACUUCCCAGAUUUCCGGUUGAAGACUUACGCUCCACUGGCCUUCAGAUACUUCAGAGAACUGUUUGGCAUCAAACCUGACGACUACCUGUACUCCAUCUGUAAGGAGCCUCUGAUCGAACUGACCAACCCUGGAGCCAGCAGUUCCUGGUUCUACCUAACCAGUGAUGAUGAGUUCAUCAUUAAGACGGUGCAGCACAAGGAGGCAGAGUUUUUGCAGAAGCUGCUGCCUGGUUACUACAUGAACCUAAACCAGAAUCCUAGAACGUUGCUUCCAAAGUUCUACGGUCUGUACUGCAUCCAAUUCGGUGGCACCACUGUCCGUGUGGUGGUGAUGAACAACGUGCUGCCACGGGCCAUGAAGAUGCACUACAAGUACGACCUGAAAGGCUCCUCCUACAAGAGGCGAGCGUCACGCAAAGAGCGAGUCAAGUCCUCCCCCACCUUCAAAGACCUGGACUUCCAGGAGAUGCACGAGGGUUUGCACUUUGAUGCCGACACCUACAAUGCCAUGAUGAAGACUCUGCAGAGGGACUGUAGGGUCUUAGAGAGCUUCAAGAUCAUGGACUACAGUCUUCUUCUGGGGAUCCACGUCCUGGAUCGUAAACCUCUGAGCAGAGGAGGCCGCUGUGACAGCAGGAAAGGACAAAAGGUUCUCUACUCCACCGCGCUGGAGUCCAUCCAGGGGGACGUAAGGGACCCAGGACCUGUGGCCGAUGACGACACAUUGGGCGGGAUUCCUGCCAGACAUAAGGACGAGAGUCUGCUGAUCUUUUUAGGAAUCAUCGACAUCCUUCAGUCCUACAGGUUCAUAAAGAAGGUGGAACAUUCCUGGAAAGCACUGGUCCAUGAUGGGGACACAGUGUCAGUCCACAGACCCAGUUUCUAUGCCGAUCGGUUCCUGAGGUUCAUGGGCACCACUGUGUUCAAGAGGAUUCACCCUCUGAGAGGCGCAUCCUCAAAGAAGAAGAAGAAUUCUCUGCACGCAGCCAAGUCGGCCUCUCAGGAGGUUCUGUCCACAUCAAGGGAGGAGAAGGAGCAGAAGAAGAAGGAGAAAAAGGCACAGAGCAUGGAACACCUGGAUGGAAACCUUUUCAUCUCUUCCAAACAACCUGAUCUCCUGCCAGCAUCUGUCGUCACCUUAACGUCCAACUCUGUUGGCGCAGAAAGCAGUGAAGACAGACGUGAUUCCAGUUCAACCGUGGCUCUUGACGACCCCCUGCUGGCCAUGAGCAGAAGUCCGUCAGAUCAUGAACUGGACGUCUACUUGUGAGAAGAAAUCAGAGGCUUUCGUCUUUUCAGCCCCUCAGUAUGACCGACAUCUGACCCACAGUGUCGGCGUGGGGAUCACACUACCAGUCUGCCUCUUCACACACUCUGCUGCUAAUCUAACAGAAAU